CUAGCUUCGUCCAAUCAGAGCGUCGUAGCGCUGAGCGAGCCAGGAUUGGAGGUGGAGAGGAGGGAGAGUAGUUGUGCGGAAAGCGGCUGUUAGGCUCCAGUCACUGCGCUUCCUCCCGAGCUCUAGCGAUCGGCAGAUUCUUCUUCUUCUUCCACAGCAGUUCCAGGGCGAGGCCGUCACCCCGAAAUCACCAUGCCUAAGAGAAAGUCCCCAGAGGGAGCUGAAUCCAAGGAUGCUGGCAAAGUAACUAAACAAGAGCCCACAAGAAGAUCGGCAAGACUGUCGGCAAAACCUGCCCCUUCUAAACCUGAAGCAAAGCCAAAGAAAGCUGCAGCCAAGAAGGAGCCAGGCACAAAGGCAAACAAAGGUGCUAAAGGGAAGAAGGAAGAAAAACAAGAAGCUGGAAAGGAAGGUACUGCUCCAUCUGAAAAUGGUGAAAAUAGAGCUGAUGAGGUACAUUUCAAAGAUUGAUUCAGUGGUGGUGUAUUUAUUUAGCUGUACAACCAU
Messenger RNA from Staurois parvus, 507 nucleotides. Lineage: Eukaryota; Metazoa; Chordata; Amphibia; Anura; Ranidae. The record is from the annotation of a GenBank genome assembly.